AUGUCGACGCCUAACAACGAGAAGGAGCAAUAUUCUUCCCCGGCCUUCGCCCUCAAUCGACCGGCCACCAUCGACACCGAUCGCUCGUCGGACGAAGAUGGGACAUUGCGAGGCCACGAAGCCGAGGACGAAGUCGACCGGAACCACCUGCGAGCUACCACAAGCCAUGUCUCGGGCCGGCAGAAACUUGCGGAUCUCAACUCUCCCAGGUCCAUAUCAGCACAAAGAGACCAGGCUCGCCGUUUAGACGAUGACUUGGCAAUGCUACAAGCGGAACGAGUUGUUUCCAACGCAGCAAAUUCGGAAAAUGACGUCAACCUAGGACGAUCGAAGUCUAUGGCUAGAUCACGCUCAAGAAAUGCGUCAGAACCCGUGGACGAUUUCGAUAUCGAUACCACCCCGAUACACGAAAAGACGAAGAUAUACAAACCACCUGCUCACCCCACUACAAAGUUCGCCAGAGUAUUCAAGAAAAUUCACCAAUCAGUGUUCUUUGUGCGCUGGUUCUUUUACAUUGCGCCGGUGGCGGCGAUUCUCUCGAUUCCGAUUGCUUUGGGUUUUGCCCAGUUCGACCGGGCUUCGGUUGGAGGUGUGGAGCUGGCUUGGUUUGGGAUCUGGCUCAUGACUGUCUGGCUGAACCUAUGGCUCGGCAGGCUGAUCGCAAUGUCUCUGCCUUACCCAAUGGGUCUGAUAUCGAGCACUUUCACGAAUAACAGCAAGAAAUGGAGAGACCUAGGAAAGGCUCUCGAAGUCCCAGCUACCCUUUUCUUCUGGGCCCUGGCCGUCGAGAUCUCAUUCCUGCCCACCAUGAAGAACCACCACUUGAACGGCGAUAAGAGCACCAGGCCAUGGGAGAAAACGGUCAACAAGCUCCUCAUCACACUGCUUGUCGGACUGACUCUGAACUUUGUCGAGAAGAUCAUCAUUCAAUUGAUCGCCAUUAGCUUCCACCUCCGGACAUACGCGGAUCGCAUCGAGGUGAACAAGUUCCAGAUUUCGAGUUUGGUCAAGCUGUAUGUGUUUUCCAAGGAUAAGAUUGCAAUGGAGGACUCGGAAUUUGAGGUUGAUAGUUCCGGAAUGGAUGCUGGAACGCGAACUCCAAUGCAAUAUGUCAAUAAGGCCCAGAAGAAUGCCCGUCAGGUCUUUAACCGGGUCGGAGACGUUGCAGGAAAGGUGGCGGGGGAUUUUACGGGUAAUGCUGUCAAGUCUAGUACCCAUCCCCAUCAGGUUGUCCUUCAACUUCUGAACAGCACCAACGGAUCCCAAGUCCUUGCUCGCCGUCUUUACCGCACCUUUGCGCAGGAGGACUCGGAAACAGUUCUUUCCGAGGACCUUCGCCCCGCGUUUGGCAACGAUGAUGAAGCCACUGCGGCCUUUUCCAUGUUCGACAAGGACCUCAACGGUGAUAUCUCCAUGGAAGAACUGGAAGCAGUCUGCGUCGAAAUCGGCCGCGAGCGCAAAGCCAUCACGGCCUCGCUCAAGGAUCUCGACUCCGUGGUCUCUAAGCUCGACGACGUCUUCAUGUUCAUUGUGUUCAUCAUCACCAUCAUUGUGUUAGUUUCCAUCAUCUCGACUUCCGCGUCCGGGGUUUUGACCUCGGCGGGCUCGACCCUCCUCGCUCUUUCCUGGCUCUUCUCGGCCACCGCACAGGAAUUCCUGCAAUCCUGCAUCUUCGUCUUCGUCAAGCACCCCUUCGAUGUCGGAGACCGAGUGACUAUCUAUGGAAACACAGGGUCCCAGCUGAAAGGAGACGACUACUUCGUCAAAGAGAUCGCCUUGCUAUACACCGAGUUCAAGAAGAUGGAAGGCCACGUCGUGCAAGCGCCCAACUCCUACCUCAACACGCUCUUCAUCCUCAAUCAGCGCCGCUCCGGCGGUCUCGCCGAAGCCGUCCCCGUCACCGUCAAGUUCGGCACCACGAUCGACCAAAUCGAUACCCUUCGCGCCCGCCUUCUCGAAUUCGUUGGCUCCGAAAACAGGGAAUACCAACACAACAUCCUGACCGAACUCCGCGAGGUCUACGAAGCGCACUCCAUCACGCUCAACGUCAUCUUCUUCUACAAGUCCAACUGGCAGAACGAGCUCCUGCGUUUGCAGCGCCGCAACAAGUUCAUCUGCGCCCUGAUGGUCACCAUGAACGAGGUCGGGAUGGAAGGACCCCGUAUGCGACUCGCGGGAGCUAACGCAAAUUUCCCCAUGCACUUGUAUGACGCGUACCCCCAUAAAGAGCAGAACCCUGCCAACGACCCCCUCGUCCCCUCCGACCCUGGGCCGCGUUCUGGUUCUCUGGCGCGAGAGACCCAUUUUGAUGCUACUGCUCCUCAACAGCCUCAACGCCACACAUCCAUCCUUCGCAACAGAGCGGAUUCCCAGGCUCGCCAGCGCGGAGAAUCUAUCGGCGCGAUGAGCAAGCGUGUCGACUUCUCCCUCGGCGUAUCCGCCAUCUCUAGCGGAGCUGAUUUCGGUGACGUCUACGAAGACCGUAAGCCUAUCGUUCUUCCCCCCCGCAUAACUACCACCGAGCCCCCUUCGACAACCCGCCAUAGUCACGACCGUGGGAGCGAAGGUCACGGCCUCGACAGAAUGUCCACGCACGAGUCAAGCAACAGUAACGUCCUGAGCACGGCCGGAUCGAACAAGAUCCACCGCAACCGCUUCUUCGGGCGUGGCCGUGGCAGGUUCGGCAUGGCGGAAGACGGGACCCUGCUCGACGAUCUAGAGGCAGCCGGCAUGAGGGCUGUCGAUGACUUGCCUGAUAUUCCCGAGACGAGUGGGGCAAACUCGGGGAACAUGGCGGGACAGUUUAAUCGCCAGGCCAACCAAACGGGCUCUGCGGGACGUAUCGACCCUCGGACUGGCAUGGUCAGCCCUCAAGCCGUUGCGAGGGAUUCUGCGCACGAGAGAGGGGAAUUGCCGACGGUGGGUAAGAGGCCGCAGAGGACAAUGACAGAGAUGUUUAAGAAGAGGUAG
Messenger RNA from Drepanopeziza brunnea f. sp. 'multigermtubi' MB_m1, 2970 nucleotides. RefSeq lists its product as uncharacterized. Gene Ontology annotation, cellular component: membrane. Gene Ontology annotation, molecular function: calcium channel activity; calcium ion binding. NCBI's taxonomy places the organism in Eukaryota, Fungi, Ascomycota, Leotiomycetes, Helotiales, Drepanopezizaceae. Gene Ontology annotation, biological process: intracellular calcium ion homeostasis; calcium ion transmembrane transport. The record is from RefSeq and is a predicted model, not a curated record.